AUAAUUUUAAAACCGACAACAUGGCAGGUUUAGAAGAAGAAGACAAUUUUGAUGAGGAAAAUUUCCAGGAUACGUCCUUGCUCACCUUUCCACCUGAUGUCCAGGGUGUUCUUGAUGAAAUACUUCCAAGUGAUGAUCCCAUUGAUAGACCAGACUUUAAUCCAGUGGAUUACAUCAAUCAGUUGUUCCCUACAGAGCAGUCGUUGUCAAACAUCGAUGAGGUUGUUGGAAAGAUAAGAUACAAAAUAAGGCACCUGGACACAGACAUCCGAAGUGUGGUGCGGGGCCAGACCAACGUUGGGGAAGAAGGAAGAGGGGCACUAGAGGAGGCACAACGCGCCAUUCAUGAUCUGUUCACGAAAAUCAAGGACAUUAAAGACAAAGCUGAAAAGUCAGAAGAAAUGGUAAAAGAAAUCACGAGGGACAUUAAGCAGUUGGACCAUGCCAAGCGUCACCUGACCGCCUCCAUCACCACCCUGAACCAUCUGCACAUGCUUGUAGGCGGCGUUGAGUCCCUCACGUCUCUCACAAGGAAGCGUCAGUACUUUGAUGUGGCCAAUCUCCUUCAGGGUGUACUCAAUGUCCUGGAACACUUCCAGCCCUACAUGGCCAUACCCCAGAUCAAGGAGCUGGCGGACAGAGUGAGGCAGAUACAGACAGAAUUGGGCGGACAGAUCAUAUCAGACUUCGAAGAAGCAUUCCAGGGGUCUGGGGCAAAGUACGGCCCUGGUAACCAACGUCAGUUGAAGGAGGCAUGUUUUGUCGUAAACAUUCUCGACCCUAAAGUGAAGCGCGACCUGCUGACCUGGUUUGUCAAGCUGCAGCUGACUGAAUACCUUGUGCUGUUUGGGGAGAAUCAGGAUGUAGCAUGGCUGGACAAGAUAGACCGGCGCUAUGCAUGGAUCAAGAGGACCCUGGUGGACUUCGAGGAGAAGUUUGGACACCUGUUCCCAGUAGACUGGGAAGUCAGUGAGCGAAUCUGUGUUGAGUUCUGUGAUUUAACCAGGAAGGAGUUACAAAAGAUAAUGGGCAAGAGAAGGAUUGAAAUCGAUGUGAAGUUGUUGCUAUUUGCCAUACAGAGAACAACCAACUUUGAGACUCUCAUAUCUAAACGUUUCACUGGCGUCACUAUUCAAACAGCUGAAGUGAAGCCGGUCCCUAGCAAGCAGGCCCCUGCUCGGAAACCCUUUGGGGACCAGGGCUACCCGGAGGGCAGCAAUCCCUUUGAGGAGGAGGAGGCCCCCAGUGGGGAAAACACUGAGGAACAGAAGACAGCGACCAAAGCUGUUGCCUCACCGUUUAUAGGCAUCAUCUCAAAGUGUUUUGAGGCCCACCUGGACGUCUAUAUAGAAUCACAGGACAGAAACCUAGCCGAUCUGUUGACGAGAUUCCUUGAGGAUUUCCGCCAGUAUGGCACGCCGAGGAUCGAGUCAGAGGAGGGCAGCAACGUGUUGCCUAGCAGUGCCGACCUGUUUGUUUGCUACAAGAAGUGCGUCGUCCAGUGCUCACAGCUCUCCACAGGGCAGCCCAUGGUUGACCUUACGAGAACAUUCCAGAAAUAUCUCAAAGAGUACUCCGUCCGCAUCUUGCUCAAUAAUCUGCCCAAGAUGUCAAGCCAGAGCAGCAACAUCACAUCAGCCUCAGGCCUCAUCCAGUCGAUCCUGAAGGAAGGGGAGGUAAGCAAGCUGACAGAGGAAGAGCAGUGUCGAGCCUGCGCGAUCCUGUGCACCGCUGAGUACUGCAUGGAGACUACACACCAGCUGGAGGAGAAACUAAGGGAGAAAGUAGACGGGGAGCUGGUGGCCAAGAUUGACCUGAAUGCUGAGCAGGAUCUCUUUCAUAAUGUGAUAUCCAACUGUAUAAACAUCUUGGUCCAAGAUUUGGAGACUUCCUGCGAGCCUGCCCUGGCAGCAAUGAGCAAGAUGUCCUGGUCGUCAGUAGAGGCGGUGGGGGACCAGAGUGGCUAUGUGACCGCCAUCACGGGGCACCUGAAGACUGCUCUGCCCCUCAUCAGGGACAACCUGUCAUCUUCACGCAAAUACUUCACACAGUUCUGUAUCAAGUUUGCCAAUGUCUUCAUUCCUAAAUUUAUUGGCAGCCUGUACAAAUGCAAAUCUGUUACUCCAGUCGCAGCCGAACAGUUGCUAUUGGACACACAUUCCCUGAAGACCAUUCUUCUAGAUCUGCCAUCUUUAGGGUCCAGCAUAUCUAGGAAGGCUCCAGCUAGUUACAUCAAAAUUGUACAAAAAGGAAUGACCAAAGCUGAAAUGCUUCUGAAGGUGAUGAUGUCACACCAUGAGCCUGCCAAGGUGUUCAUUGACAACUACCUGCGUCUCCUCUCUGAUUCUCCUGACAUUGGAGAGUUCCAAAAGGUCUUAGAAAUGAAAGGUAUGAAACAUUACUAA
Molecule: messenger RNA, 2405 nt
Organism: Dreissena polymorpha
Lineage: Eukaryota; Metazoa; Mollusca; Bivalvia; Myida; Dreissenidae
Product: vacuolar protein sorting-associated protein 53 homolog
Exons: 19
Coding region: 21-2405 (794 amino acids)
Biological process (GO): retrograde transport, endosome to Golgi
Cellular component (GO): GARP complex
Source: RefSeq, a predicted model, not a curated record